AUGUUCGGAAUCGGAGUGAUACUGUGGAGCGUUGUCGUCGUCGUCGUUGCCGGAAGACGAUUCCCGUUGGCGACGGUGGUGACGUUCCUGGCCGUGGUGGCCGCGUCAGCUGAUCAGGCCUUGGCGUUUCACAAAUCGAUUGAAGAGCUUAGUGUGCACACGCUUCCCGAUUCGGGUUCGUUAGAUGAUUGUUCUUUGAGACUGCAGAAGCUUUCGGAUCGGGAAGCUUCGACCCCUUCUGUUGAAUAUCCAGCGUAUUCUAGAGAAUUCGCUCACUUGGCGGCGAUUGGAUGGAAGCAAACCAGCGGUGAUGUUGAGUGGAGAUGUUCCGGAACAUUGAUCGCGGAGGAUUUCGUACUGACCGCCGCUCAUUGCACCCAAGAUGAAGAGAAAGAACCGACGACGAUUCGCGUCGGUGACCUAGAUUUGUACAGCCCCAAAGACGAUCGCUUUGCGCAACAGCUGGACAUUAAGGAAAUCAUCCGUCAUCCCGAGUUCAAUUUCAACAGCGCCUAUCACGAUGUGGCGCUGAUCAAACUUGCAAAACCGGUGACCGUGACCGAUUUUGUAACGCCGGCUUGUUUGUACACCAAUGAUUCGUCUUCGUUUACGAAGCUAUAUGCCAGCGGCUGGGACUUCUAUACUGACGUCUCUCCACCGAUCCACAACACACCGCUAAAUCCAAUCGAUCAUGAUCGCUGCAAGUUUUGGUAUCGCACCAACAGGGAAGCCUUCCGUAAAGGAAUCAACCGGAUGUUGAUGUGUGCUGGGGAUGAAGUUCUGACGGAGUGUCCCGGAGAUACAGGAGGACCACUGCAGGUUCGUUUGUUAUCCAGUUCUAAGUACACCCCAUUUGUGAUAGGAAUCUCCGUGCUGGGCAUUCCAUGUGGACAAAACACUCCGGGAGUGUAUGCAAAGCUGGCUCAUUACAUUAAUUGGAUCGAACUUGUAACCAAGAGGAAUUACUUCCCACAAGAGUGUGUCACAAGACACAUCUCCCACCGUGAAUGGGACGAGUCCAUAGUUCCUGCUGCAGUUAAGAGCUCUUACAAUCACCCACACCUGACUGGUAAAAAGGAAUCGAUAUCGGCUAUCCCGACUAACGCUCAGCUGCAGAUCUUCAAAGAAUUCAAGUGUGCCGUCGGGAAGGAAGGCGAAAAUGUUGAUUGGAUCUGUGGCUGUACGUUAGUGGCACAGGAUUUCGCACUGACGUCAGCUCGGUGCGUGAAGGACAUUGACGUCGACGUCGUCAACUACAAGAACGACUGGAAGCGCAUUGACGAGAUAAUCUUCCAUCCGGAGUACGACAAAAAAACGCUCUACAACGAUCUGGCCCUGGUUCGGCUGCAAACCGAUAACAGGAAUCGGUAUGACUGGAAAUCUGUUUCUUGCAUCGCCGGCAUCGAAGAUCAAAGCCAGUUCCUUUCGUUCGGAAUCGGACCGUACAACCUGAACGAUGACGGCACGGUGGAUAACAACACCGAUGGGACCGAGCGCUACCUGACGGCCACUUUGCAACUGAUGGAAAGGGCCAAUUGCACGGAAUACUACAAGAAAUAUGGCAUCCUGAAGGAUGGCAUUAACGAGACACAGUUUUGCACCUGGUCCAAGGAUAUUCUCGUUCCGGGAGCGUGCGAACCGUGGAACGGCAACGAAGUACUGAGCGAAAUGAGACCCGCGAGUGACACCAAUCCAUUCCCGGAGGAUCUGAUUGGUGUUGGCUCGUAUGCACCGGCCUGUGGAUUUGGCCGUCCGAUGGUGGCAUCCCGGGCUAUUGCCUUCCGCGAAUGGAUGAAUUCGGUUAUCUACAGAACGAUUAACGUCAACGCCAUCAGGCAAGUGGUGAUGGAAAAGGAACUGGCACUGGACUAUGUCUGCGAGGCUUCGGACCGUGAGGCCGGCGUUUGUGUGAAUAUUGACCACUGCAACCAUCGGGCGCUGGCUGAUGAAAUCAAAUUCUGCACCAACGAAACGGCAUCGAUAGUUUGCUGCCCGGUUAAUUCGAUCAUCGCGACGGCACACCUGCCGCUGCUGACCGAAUGUGAAACCAAUUACCAGCGCUUCAGGAAGAAGUACGUGGAUUUCGCUUCGCCCGAAGGACACCGCAUCGAGGAGGGCGAACAUCCACACUCGGUGAUGAUCGGGUGGAAAGUCAACAAGACCGCCACCAAUUGGAACUGCAUGGGAACGUUAAUUAACAAAAACACCGUCCUAACGACGGCCAGCUGCACCAACAUGGUCAAGAGACGCAGCCCGGAUGUAAUUAGCAUCGGCGAAACCGAUGUCAGCAAAAUCUACGAUGGUGAUGCGCAAAUUAUCCGAGUGACGGAUACCGUUCCCUAUCCCGGUUACAAUCCCAAAACGCAUGAUUUCGACAUUGCAGUCCUGAAGCUGGAGUCGGAUGUUGUUGUCAACGAGAAUGCAAUUCCGGCCUGUUUGUGGCGUGAUUUAAAUCGAACGCCUUACUACGCACAGGAGGUGCAGUUCAAUAAACAGUUUUUCACCGCACGUGACAAGAACCUGGUGCAGAAUCGGGACUGUAAACAGUUCACCUCCCACACCGAGCUGAAUAAUGACCAGAUGUGCUGGCAGGAGCUGAAGCUGAACCAAGAUGGCACCGAGGCGGCCAACUGCGGACACGGGGGCCAUCCGUUUAUCUCGUUCCAGCGGACCAACAACAUCUACCUGCCCUAUCUGGUGGGGCUGUAUAGCUUCGAUGACAAGCAGCAGUGCGCUUCCGGCGAGGCAGUGGUGGCCACCCGGAUCUCGUCCUACAUCAACUGGAUCAGCUUGUAUUUACAGAAGUUGUAGAGUGUGACUGGCCAUGACCGUGCGUUGGUGGCGAAGGAGGUAAUUUGUUGUAGCCGUUCUUUCCCGUGCAGUAACAGCAGUGUACCUUUUUGCUACGAUUAGCUUUCGCCAGGAUGAUGCCGAUGAUGUUGCUGUGAUGAAUGUGAGGAUGGUUAGAAAUAAAGCGCAUUUUGCAUCGACUAUUUAUCUGUA
Ochlerotatus camptorhynchus is the source of this 3003-nucleotide messenger RNA. RefSeq lists its product as uncharacterized. Lineage: Eukaryota; Metazoa; Arthropoda; Insecta; Diptera; Culicidae. Gene Ontology annotation, molecular function: serine-type endopeptidase activity. Bases 1 to 2811 code for a protein of 936 amino acids. The record is from RefSeq and is a predicted model, not a curated record. Gene Ontology annotation, biological process: proteolysis. The transcript has 12 exons.